GAAGAUCCAUGUAAGCAAAAGCAGAGCGGACUGCAGAGCAUACCAAAGCCAAAGCCAAAGCCAAAGCCAAAGCAAAGCAAAGUUCCCUCCUUUUUUUCCCUUCCUCGGUCGAAUAUGCUCUCCUCCUCCUCUCUGGUCCCUCUCUCACCCAAUUGCACAUCUUUCAGCUGAAAGAGACCCCGCAUUUUCUGAGGCAGGGGAAGCAUUUUCAUCAUCCGGGUCGGAUCCGAAUUUCUUUUCUGCAUGUGGGUUUUGAUCCUAAACUUCUCGGUUUGCCGAAUUUGGCAGGGAAGUGCGUGAAAUCCGUGGGAUUGACUUUGAGGGUGAUUUCACGCAGAAGCCCUUCUUGUACCAAUAAAAAUCUGAAAUUUGGUCAUCUCGGGUUCUGCUCUGAUGGCAUAGUGCAGUUCAGUUUAUGGUGUGAUUGGAUGCUGAAGGUUUGCUUCAUGGGAUGUCUCUACGAGUCUGACCUCGAUAGAAGAUUCUUUUAUCGAUUUGGGCUGUCAUGUGGUGGGGUUUGAGAUGAUGAAGAGAGGUAAAGAACACGAUGAGCAGAUUGCCUCAACGGGGCCUAUGUUCCCGAGGUUACAUGUCAAGGACGCUGCAGAGAAAGGUGGGCCCAGAGCGCCUCCGAGGAACAAGAUGGCCUUAUAUGAGCAGCUCAGCAUUCCGUCCCAGAAGUUUAAUCCUCAGUUGCUGCCUCUGAGCAACAACCCAGCUAACAAUUUGGUCCCCCCUGCUUCAUCGAGUCAGGGAAGUGGAUGUGACAGGCAUGCUCUUUACCCAAUUCGCUUGCCUCUUUCAGCACCCACUCAUAUCUCCAAGAAGUUUAGUGUGCAUAAAUCUGAUGCAGCAAACACCAGUGCUUCAACCUUGCAAGUCAAGGCAAGAAAGAGGGCUCGGGUCGAAGAAGACUUUGCGGUGCCGGUAUAUGUUCACUUGAAGACUGGUCUUGGUAGAGGUCAAAGUGGGACUAAUAGGAGUACUUCCAAUCAUUCUGUGAAGACCCUGAGUGCUUCUAAUAGGGAAUUGAGACAAGAUUCUCAAAUUCCAGAGGCUCAAGAUCAGCACACAGCCAAUUCUAACAGAUUACAAGAUGAGCCUUUGGUGGACACCGAGAAAGGAAUUGGUUCAAGACAAAAGAAUGACUCUCUCGUGGGAGAGCAUUCCGGAAUUCAUAGUGAGGAUAAUGAUGAUCACUGCAACCUCUCAGGAGAGAGGACAAGGGAUUCACAGCUCAUGGAUGUCAGAAAAAGAGGCGAUGAUGUCUUUGAAGAUUCGAUGAUCUACUCUGUGUCAGGAUUAGAUGUCUCUCCUGAUAAUGUUGUUGGGAUUAUAGGUCAAAAUCAAUUCUGGAAGGCGAGGAGAGCGCUUGUCAAUCAGCAAAGGGUGUUUGCAGUUCAAGUGUUCGAGUUGCAUAGACUGAUAAGGGUUCAGCGAUUGAUUGCUGAAUCGCCUCAUCUUCUGCUUGAAGAAGACGUUUCUCUCAAGGUUCCUUCACAGAAUAAGUUCACCAUCAAAAUAAUACAACCUCCUAUACAAAAUCCCGAGCACAGAGAGGAGUCUGAGAAGCAGGCCCACAGGAUUGAACAGUCGGCAGAAAAUGGGGUCUCAAAGAAAUCCUUCUCCUCAGUAUUAGGAAACCAUCGGCCUCAUAUGGGGGACAUGCAUUCCAUUCCUGUGGCAACGGAUAAUAGCAAAAUGGGGUUUUGGGCCUACCAUCAACAAUCGCCUCCCAAGCAUCAGUGGCUGAUUCCUGUGGUGUCCCCUUCUGAAGGGCUCGUUUAUAAGCCUUACCCAGGUCCUGGGUAUGUGGGGCCUUACAAUGGCCAGGGCCCUUACGACGGCCAGGGCACGGCCCCUUUUGUGAGCAGCUUUAUGGGUCCUGCUUAUGGUGUACCUACACAUUUCCCCACUUAUGGUUCUCCAAUGAUGGGCCCCAAUUUCUCUGGUUCUUCCGUCGAGCAAAUCCGCCAAUUUCAUCAAUGGUCAGAGGAGAAUCCCGAUAUGAAUCUGCAACAUCAGAGCUCGUGUAAUGAACCCAGACGGAACCCUGCACCUGCUCCUUCACUGGAGAACUUCAGGGAGAGUGAGGUUCAGUUAAGCACAGGGAGCUGCCCUGGUGAGAGGCCUAUUGAAGGAGCUGGAGGCAUGCUCCCGCUCUUCCCUACGGCCCAACGGGUGUCGAGAAGAGGAUCCGAGCUUAACGAGGUUUCACAACAGCCCACACGUGUCAUAAAGGUUGUCCCUCAUAACCGCAGGUCUGCCACUGAAUCGGCAGCUCGGAUCUUCCGGUCCAUACAAGAGGAGAGGAGGCUGCAUGAAUGAAUCUCUCCAAGCCCUAAUACUUGUUACUUUAGCGUGUAUGGGUAGCUGCUGUUCCUUUUUGUCUGCUCCAUUUUUCCGUGUACUGUUUGUUAUUACAGAUGUAUGUGCUAGUCUGUGAGAUAGAAUUGCCCCUCCUCUAUACAGUUCAUAGGUUAGGUAAGUUGUUGUAAAUGUGCGUUUCGAUGUAGAGCAGUUCGAUGUUUGUAACAAUAUAUACUAUUCGGUUUAUCAGUAAAUUUUCAUGGUGUAAGGCAAUAUAAUAGGUGUAAUCUUUAUACAGUGGAGGUGAAAUUUUGGCUCUUGCAUUGUCAGUUUAUGCUCAA
Molecule: messenger RNA, 2651 nt
Organism: Punica granatum (pomegranate)
Lineage: Eukaryota; Viridiplantae; Streptophyta; Magnoliopsida; Myrtales; Lythraceae
Source: RefSeq, a predicted model, not a curated record